AUGGUUAUGAUAGAGCUCUCGGAGUCUGAGAGACUGAGGGCCAUGCCGCCGCCCAAUUUCUCGGCCGCCUUCGCUACGCCCUCCCUCCGGUGGGCCUGCAAGAAACGCCUCCGCUGCCUCCACCCCGACGCCGCCGCCGCCGCCGGCCGACGCUUUUCUUCAUUCGACGACGACUGUACCACCACCACCACCAACAACAACCGAGGGUGCGGCGGCGCCACCGCCGCCUCCCGCGCGAAGAGCUCGCCGUCCCGCCGCGCCGCCUCCCCGCAUCGUCACUCCAGCCGCAGCAAGAUUCUGAACCAUUUCCCUGGCCUGAGAGAUGAGUCUGACGAUGGGGACGAGCCACUGGUGCUCGCACCUGAUCUGUACGGAGGAACGAGGGACGAAGCUUCUCGACGGGUCAUGGAGGCGGGGGGCCGCUCGCUGCGCUCUGGCUUCCGCAACGGAGGCGAGAAGGGCAAGAAGAACCGCCGGGUUGAGCUCUGGGUCUCCCUCUCCAGGGACGAGAUCGAGGAGGACUUCCUCUGGAUGACGGGAGCCAAGCCGCCGCGCAGGUCCAGGCGGCGCGACAAGGGCACCUUCGACCAUCUCCUGAUGGUGAGCCUCCUGUUAUUCCUUCCGCCGCCGUCUCCGCCCCUCUUCUCUCUUCCUCCCUGCCGGAUACCGAUAUGUGUUCCUCUCUCUGCAUUCUGGUAGGCUGUGUUCCCCGGCGCGUGGAUGCCGAACAGGAUCUCCGCCGCCAGGUACCGGGUGCCGGAGCCAUCGGAUCCCAGGAAGGUGAGCACAAGAGAUGGCUCCUGA
Spirodela intermedia is the source of this 804-nucleotide messenger RNA. Lineage: Eukaryota; Viridiplantae; Streptophyta; Magnoliopsida; Alismatales; Araceae. The record is from the annotation of a GenBank genome assembly.